AUGAACCGCUACACAUUUCUCUCCGCCGCUUUCGUUCUCGCCAUUGCUGUUUACUCCCUGAAUAUACCACCGCAAGGUUGGUCGAAUUUGGGAUUGAAAAGAUUAUCAACGAAGAAACUAGUGGCGGAUUUAAUAGUCAAGAAUGGUGUUAUUUUCACUGGCGAUUCUUCUUUGCACGUCGCCGAUUCUAUGGCUGUUCAAAACGGUAGGAUUCUUCGCGUUGGCAAUUACUCGUCUCUUCAGGACUUGGUAGGGAUUGGAACUAAAGAGGUGAAUGUUGAAGGAAAAGUUGUGGUUCCUGGAUUUAUUGAUUCUCAUGUCCACUUUAUUUCUGGGGGGCUUCAGAUGGUGCGUGUGGAGCUGCGAGGUGUAAAUCAGAAAGAAGAGUUUGUGAGAAGGGUUAAAGAAGCUGCAGGAAGUAAUUUCCGUGCUCGAAUGAUGGAUUCCUGCUUUACUGUAUAUCUUUUUGACGUGAUUGUUUGCAAACAAAUUGCUUCAGAUUUAAAACAAGGUUCCUGGGUGUUGGGCGGCGGAUGGAACAAUGAUCUAUGGGGAGGAGAAUUACCGAUGGCUUCUUGGCUUGAUGAUUUUACAGCAGAGAAUCCUGUUUGGUUAACAAGAAUGGAUGGUCAUAUGGGCUUGGCCAAUUCAUUGGCUCUGAAAUUGGCUGGUAUUAAUAAUUCAUCGAAUGAUCCAAAUGGUGGAACUAUUGCAAAAUCUAUCCAUGGAGAACCUUCUGGAUUGUUAAUUGAUGCUGCGAUGGAACUUGUCCUCCCCUGGAUACCGGAGGUCUCAGUGGAUGAAAGGAGGGAGGCUUUUCUUAGAGUCAGCAACCUUGCCUUGAUGAGGGGUGUGACAACUGUUGUUGAUUUUGGGCGAUAUUUUCCUGGGGCAAGUGUCGAUCAUUCGUGGGAGGAUCUUUCAGCUGAUGUUCUAGUUCUCUCUCUCUUUGCACUGUCACUUAUGAAGGUCUCAUUUACCUCCCAGGACCUUAUUAAGAAGACAGGGCGAGCACUUAGCAAUUGGAUUUAUUUGGGUGGUGUUAAGGCAUUUGCUGAUGGAUCUUUAGGUUCUAAUAGUGCACUUUUCAUUGAGCCUUAUGUAAACCUUCGCCUAUUCGUUUCUGUGGCCAAUACUCUAAAGGUGAAGGUUUUGAGAGUUGUUUAUGCCACUCAAUGGAGAAAUACUAUUGCAUCUUAUAAUGGAGAAAUUGAAUUUAGAAUGUCCAUACCCUAUAUGUUUUGUAAUUUGUUAGCGGAGUAUAUGAAAUUUCCAUAUGCUGACGAGCCUCACAACUAUGGCUUACAAGUGACGGAUCCUGAGAGUCUUUUCAACAUGGUUUCAGCAUCUGAUAAAUUUGGACUUCAGGUUGCAAUUCAUGCUAUAGGUGAUAAAGCAAAUGAGAUGGUCCUGGAUAUGUACAAGUCAGUUGCUUUAUCAAAUGGAAAGAGAGAUAGAAGAUUUAGGAUUGAGCAUGCCCAGCAUUUGGUACCUGGAAUGACUGCCAGAUUUGGUGAACAAGGGAUCGUUGCUUCAGUACAGCCAGAUCAUCUUCUUGAUGAUGCUGAGUCUGCUGCAAAAAAGCUUGGGGUGGAUAGGGCCCAGCAGGGAUCUUACCUUUUCCGUUCACUUCUUGCUAGCAAUGCUCGGUUGGCUUUGGGUUCUGACUGGCCAGUUGCGAACAUUAAUCCUGUAGGAAGCAUCAAAACAGCAAUAAAAAGAGUACCCCCUGGUUGGAAAAAUGCUUGGACUGCAUCUGAAUGCCUUUCACUGAAUGAUGCAUUGAUUGCGCACACUAUUUCCGCUGCUUACGCAUGCUUUCUGGACAAUGAAUUGGGAUCCUUAUCUCCCGGAAAACUGGCAGAUUUUGUCAUUCUGUCCACCAGUACAUUGGAUGACUUAGCAGAAGGAUCUGUGACGGUCGAGGCCACAUAUGUUGGUGGUGAAAAGGCUUAUCCAUGA
Dovyalis caffra is the source of this 1962-nucleotide messenger RNA. NCBI's taxonomy places the organism in Eukaryota, Viridiplantae, Streptophyta, Magnoliopsida, Malpighiales, Salicaceae. The record is from the annotation of a GenBank genome assembly.